UGGGAACCGGCGUCUGCUGAUUCCAAAGACAUCAUGCCAAUGAACUGCAUAGCCCUCAGUUUCACAAAUAAAGCAAUACUGGCGCCCAUGGUGCGGGUUGGGACCCUGCCGAUGAGACUGCUGGCUUUGGAUUAUGGUGCUGACAUUGUGUAUUGUGAGGAGCUGAUUGACAUAAAGAUGCUUCAGUGCAAAAGAGUUGUAAAUGAUAUUCUUGGAACGGUGGACUUUGUUGCCCCCAACGAGAGAGUGGUGUUCAGGACUUGUGCAAGAGAAAAAAACCACGUUGUUUUUCAAAUGGGCACAGCUGAUGCUGAGAGAGCCUUGGCGGUAGCCAAACUUGUAGAGGAUGACAUCGCUGGCAUCGAUGUCAACAUGGGAUGCCCCAAAGAAUAUUCCACAAAGGGCGGAAUGGGAGCGGCGCUCUUGUCUGAUCCGGACAGAAUAGAAUCCAUUUUGACUACACUUGUCAAGGGUGUGUCUAAGCCGGUAACUUGCAAAAUCCGAAUUUUGUCAUCGGAAGAAGAAACUCUAAGAUUAGUGAAGAGGAUAGAGCAGGCGGGAGUUGCUGCUAUUGCUGUUCAUGGAAGGAAGAAAGAGGAGAGGCCUCAGCACCCUGUCCACUGUGAUGUGAUCAAAGCCAUCUCUGAGGUAGUUUCCAUCCCAGUAAUAGCCAAUGGAGGAUCCUACGAUUUCAUCAAAGAAUAUUCUGACCUCCGGAUCUUCCAGGAAGCGACUUCAGCAUCUUCCGUAAUGGUCGCCCGGGCUGCCAUGUGGAACCCCUCCAUCUUCAGGAAGGAAGGCUCUUUGCCCCUGAAGGACGUCAUGGAGGAAUACAUCAAAUACGCAGUGAGAUAUGACAAUCACUUCACCAAUACAAAAUAUUGCUUGUGCCAGAUGUUAAGGGACCAAUUAGAAAACGCACAAGGAAAGAAGCUGCACGCCGCACAAUCCUUGCAGGAAAUCUGUGAGGUUUUCGAGAUGAGUAGUUUCUUCCAAGAAGCAUCUGAUUUACUGGAGAAGAAAAAAGUUUCGCUACAAGUCAAGAGCCCAAAUAAUGAUGAUCACCCUGAAGACACAGAUGUCAUUAAAAUGGCAGUUAAGUUUGAUAAACGAGAGUAUCCCCCACAAAUUACACCCAAAAUGCAUCUUCUGGAAUGGUGCAGGCGAGAGAAGCUGGUUCAACCUGCUUAUGAAACAAUCGAAAGGCCGCGGGAUAGACUGUUCGGUUCUGUGGUGACGGUCGGUGGGCAGAAGUACAGCUCAACUUUAUGGGAAAAAUCCAAGAAGCUCGCCGAACAAGCGGCGGCUAUUGCCUGUUUAAGAACGCUGGGCCUUCCUGAAGGCAAGCGGAACGAAAGCGCCAACCAGCCCUCGCUCAACAAACGCAAGAGGCGAGAUCAGCCACUUUCAAACUGUGAGGAACACAGAGACUGUUUUGUGCUCGACGCUGUGUGCAAGAAACCUCAUCUUCUUCCCAAAGAAUCUCUUUGCCACAGCUCCUAACGACCGUCCUACGCUCUGCUCCGCUGUGCUCGCUGGGGUUUUACAACUAUGCAGCUUCCCAUCACCACCUACAUUCUCUGUCCUGUAUUUUGCCUUGGAGGCAAUCAGGUGGAACAGGUAAAUUGGAAUUUUGAUUGGCAUUUCCUUGGUGUUAGGCCUGGAAUUCUUUACCUCUUUUUUUAUUU
Protobothrops mucrosquamatus (brown spotted pit viper) is the source of this 1688-nucleotide messenger RNA. It is a transcript of the gene DUS2, whose product is annotated as dihydrouridine synthase 2. The record is from RefSeq and is a predicted model, not a curated record. Gene Ontology annotation, molecular function: tRNA binding; flavin adenine dinucleotide binding; tRNA dihydrouridine synthase activity. Gene Ontology annotation, biological process: tRNA dihydrouridine synthesis. Gene Ontology annotation, cellular component: cytoplasm. Bases 34 to 1503 code for a protein of 489 amino acids. The transcript is spliced from 16 exons. Lineage: Eukaryota; Metazoa; Chordata; Lepidosauria; Squamata; Viperidae.